GAAGCGCGCGCUCUCUCCUGUCCAUGCUCCCCAGCAACAGCAUCCUCUGCUGCGGGACUCUUUAAAGUCAAACCCGCUGCGCUGGAUGUUUCCUUCCUGUUGCUAUCAGUCGUGCUUUGCAUUCAUCAAUAAGGGAUUAUUAGCUCCGAUGGAGCAGUGAUGGAGCGGUCCCGUUAGAAGCUGAAGUCUCCACAGUCCACCGGCGGCGGGUCCUGAGUUGCUCCCACCCCGCUGAGAGGGCGCCUCUCCCCGCCUCAGGGAACAUGGGCUGCGGCUUGAGGAAACUGGAAGACCCGGAGGACAGCAGUCCCGGGAAAAUCUACUCCACCCUGAAGAGACCCCAGGUGGAGACCAAGACAGACACCGUGUAUGAUUAUGUCCUGCUGGACUUCAGUUUGGAAGGCAGCCGUCCCACUGUCCAGUAUGUGUCCUCCCUGUCUGAGCUGCCUCAGGCCCUGCAGUCCUUCUACACUCAGGGCUACGUCCUGGCCGCCCUCCACCCCAUCAUCCUGUCCCUGGGCCGGAGCCGCUCGCUGCCCUUCAGCCUGCUCUACCGCGCCGUCCUGGCCCGUCCCAGAUCCAGCAACCAGAUUGCGUCCACGUGCCACAGCGCGCCGGUGCUGAGGGUGGAGGAGUGGCCUUUACCCGGAGACUCGCUAACUAGCGACACGGUGCGGGCGCUGAUUGACAGGGUGAACAGCAGCGCACGAGGAGGGGUUCAGUUCGUUGGCUCCGUCCUGCAGCAGGUGAGCGGCGUCACCAACGGGCGCGUGCACAGCCCCAAAAGAGGCUGCCGCUCCCCGCCUCGUACGCCGCCCCAAACACCACCUGGAGACAGAGAGCAGGAGGAGCACACCUACAGUCCAGACUUGAGUCUGCUGGUCUUCUUCCAUUCCUGGGCCCCAGGCUGCGUUCCUCUGGACUCGUUGGGCUGUCAGUACCACCAGGGGGCGCUUUCUAUGCGGGUCUCCAGAAAGGGCCAAGUGGUCAGUGCGCUGGAGGCCGACUGGCUGGAGCUGACCGCUGCUUACUACCGCAAAGGCUGGACGCUGGUCGACUCCUUCGUGUACUGGGACACACCUAAAGGUGAACCGGUUCCCAGAUCUCUGGAGGGACUGUUUGUGUACGAGGAGCGGAGCACCGCCCCUCCCCCUAACGACACCAUCGUGGUGGAACAGUGGACCGUCAUCGAGGGCUCUGACGUGAAAACGGACUACGGGCCGCUGCUUCACACCCUGGCUGAGUUUGGUUGGCUGCUCACCUGCGUGCUGCCCACCCCCAUCAUUCGACACGACAGCGACGGGAACCUGGCCACAAAGCAGGUGGUGUUCCUGCAGAGACCGGUCAGGACCUCCACAUCCGGAUGUCUAAAGAACCAGACGGUCUCGGCGCACAGCGACGUGUCGAGUCGCUCCGUGAGCCGCGUGGUCAGCAGCUCCGCCCCCACAGAGGAUCUCUCCCCCGCCGCGGGCGGAGGCAUCGGGGGCUUCCCGGUUUUCGGAGGCGGUUACUCCGGCUCCCUGUCCCACCUGGAGGAAGGGGGCUUUGAACAGGAGGAGGGGAAGGCCGAGGUCACCUGCAUGUGAGCAGGAAGGAAGCUGACUCAGCACUUUCUGGGCUGAUUUUAUUAAAGCCAUAAUAUUAAGAAGGAACAAGGAGCUGCAACACUUUAUGACUUAUUUUUGAUCUGACAGCGAAAGAAGGGAAAGCUGCUCCACUGCUCAGACCUGAAUUUCUUCAUCAUCAAAUUUCAUCUCCAUCUUUACUGCUCAGUAUUUCUUACAGAGGUCCUUCAGUCUGGUGCCUGAGACACAAAUAACUGUUCAGAUGUCUUUUACAUGGUACUGCUAAUACGCUGCAGCGGAACUAUUUUUUAGUUUUUAUUUCAGUCCAAGGUAUUCUGUAAUUAAAGUGACUGUUGUGGCUUAAGCAGGGAUUUGACAGAUGUCAGUGCUGUAACGGAUCUAUUGCUGUUGUGAUCCACUUGAAGAUUAGAGAGAAAUGGAGCUGCAAGAGGUUGGGAAAAAAAUCAUUCUUGUUGCAGAAAUGCUGAAGUAUUGGUGCUCUGCUCACGCUUCACAUGAGAAGCCUAAGUUAGACUUUGUACAAGUGUACAUACCAUUGGAACUUUUUACAUUUUCUUCUGAAAGGAUAGAAUUGGGAUGUUGUUGUAGAUCAACACAUUUGUCAAGUGGAUGAACAAUGAACUAGAUUUUUUAGGUUUUUCUGUGUAAAACUUUAAAAGGAAUCAAUUAUUUUCCUUUAACUUCACAGUAAUACGUUGUACUUUGGGUUGAUCUUUUGGAGGACAAAAUAUCCCAAUAAAACACACAAGUACUUGACCUUGUAUUAUUGCAUUACUACAAGGUUUGUAGUCAUAACAUGACACAACUUCUUCUUUUUUUUAAGUUUCAGGAGGUGUGAAUACUUUUGCGAUUCACUUUAAGUUGUUUUUUGUUGGGUUUUUUUUGAGAGAGAGAACAAGUAAAAUGGACUGAUGGGAAGAACCAAUAACUCCAGAUGUCAGUAGUGUCCCAGCUCUUCCUUUUUUUUAGGAACUUCUACAUUCAUUUCUGUCGCUGUUGAUGCUUUUCUUGUGUAAUGUACAUGUGCACUCUUCUUACUGAAGUUGAGAGAGGACGUUUUCAGCAUAUGCUUUUUUUCCCAAUGGUUUUCUCAAGAUGUCAAUUUUCCGUUUUCCACAUAUUCUUUUCCCCCAUGGUUUUCUCACGAUAAGUACAUCUGGAUCAUAUCACAGGAUGACUGGUGUGUGUUAAACCUGAUUUCAUUCUACACUAAGCUCGUCGCCGUUGCAUGGAUUUGAAGCACAAUUCAUUAUUUUGAGAAAACCAUUGGGAAAAGUAUAUGGAGAAAAUGGCCGCUCUUGGCUUGUGUACCGGUACUCUUCUUGUAAUCAAAGAUUAACAGAAUUCCACCUAUCAA
This is a messenger RNA of Gambusia affinis (western mosquitofish), 2943 nucleotides long. It is a transcript of the gene rftn2, whose product is annotated as raftlin family member 2. Bases 264 to 1586 code for a protein of 440 amino acids. Lineage: Eukaryota; Metazoa; Chordata; Actinopteri; Cyprinodontiformes; Poeciliidae. The record is from RefSeq and is a predicted model, not a curated record. The transcript is spliced from 9 exons.